AUGGAUCCUAAAUUACUAACGCUUAUUUUGCCCAAACCAAUGCCAUCUUAUCAAAGACGGAAUGAUCAUGUUUUCUUCGGCAAAGAUUUUGUUUCGAAUGUUAAUUCAGUAGGCUUCGAAGAUUUAGGCGAUGGCUAUGGUAAAGACUACAAUAAUAUCUACUUUAUGGGUAAGAUAGUGGAGAAAGGUCAACCAUACGGCUUCAAAGUACUUCGUGACGGCUAUGCUAUGGACCACGAUCAUGUCUACUUUUUGGGCACGCUAGUGAAGGGUGGUCGACCAUAUGGUUUUGAAGUACUCCGUGAUGGAUACGCCAAAGAUUAUAGCAAUGUCUACCAAUAUGGACUGCUCAUAAAGAAUGUUUUACCUUUCGUUUUCCAGCCACAAUAG
Messenger RNA from Rotaria sp. Silwood2, 390 nucleotides. The record is from the annotation of a GenBank genome assembly. NCBI's taxonomy places the organism in Eukaryota, Metazoa, Rotifera, Eurotatoria, Philodinida, Philodinidae.